AUGCUGGGAGUCGUAGUCCCGGCUGGCAGCGUCCGGAAGGACGAGAGGGCACGGGAGCCCGCCCUUGUGGCUACUGGGGGUCACGUUCCCUGACUGAUCCCUUGGUUCUCUCGGGUGGAGACUUCAGCGUGCACGGCGGGAUUUGACUUUGCCACCGUCUCUCUUCUGGGUUUCAAUAAAGUUUUCCUCUUCCUCUCCUCGUACGGAGUUCAAGAUGGCGGCCUCCUGGUCGCUCUUGGUUACCCUGCGCCCCUUAGCACAGAGCCCGCUGAGAGGGAGAUGUGUUGGGUGCGGGGCCUGGGCCGCCGCUCUCGCUCCUCUGGCCACCGCCCCUGGGAAGCCCCUUUGGAAAGCCUAUACGGUUCAGACAUCCGAGAGCGUGACCCCAACUGCCACUUCAGAGACUUAUUUGAAAGCUUUGGCCGUUUGCCAUGGACCUCUGGACCACUAUGAUUUUCUGAUCAAAGCUCAUGAGCUAAAGGAUGAUGAACAUCAAAGAAGAGUCAUACAGUGUUUGCAGAAAUUACACGAGGACCUUAAAGGAUACAAUAUAGAGGCAGAAGGCCUUUUUUCAAAGCUUUUUUCAAGAAGCAAACCUCCAAGGGGCCUGUAUGUUUAUGGAGAUGUUGGUACAGGAAAAACAAUGGUGAUGGACAUGUUUUAUGCUUAUGUGGAAAUGAAGAGGAAAAAACGGGUUCAUUUUCAUGGUUUCAUGCUAGAUGUGCACAAAAGAAUACAUCGCCUUAAACAGAGUUUGCCAAAAAGGAAACCAGGAUUUAUGGCUAAAUCAUAUGACCCAAUAGCUCCCAUAGCCGAAGAAAUCAGCGAAGAAGCAUGUCUCCUAUGUUUCGAUGAAUUUCAGGUCACUGACAUUGCUGAUGCCAUGAUUCUGAAACAGCUUUUUGAAAAUCUGUUCAAAAACGGGGUCGUCGUUGUGGCGACAUCCAACAGGCCACCGGAAGAUCUCUAUAAAAAUGGACUCCAAAGAGCUAACUUUGUACCAUUCAUAGCAGUCUUGAAGGAAUAUUGUAAUACAGUCCAGCUAGAUUCUGGGAUAGAUUACCGGAAAAGGGAACUUCCUGCUGCAGGAAAACUCUACUACCUCACAAGUGAAGCUGAUGUGGAGGCUGUCAUGGAUAAGUUGUUUGAUGAGCUGGCUCAGAAACAAAAUGAUUUAACUAGACCAAGGAUUCUAAAAGUGCAAGGCAGAGAGCUGUGCCUGAAUAAAGCCUGUGGAACCGUUGCCGACUGCACAUUUGAAGAGCUGUGUGAGAGACCACUUGGAGCCAGUGACUAUUUGGAACUAUCAAAGAAUUUUGAUACAAUAUUUUUACGAAACAUUCCGCAGUUUACUCUGGCAAACAGGACUCAAGGUCGAAGAUUCAUAACUCUCAUUGAUAACUUUUAUGAUCUCAAGGUGCGUAUAAUUUGCUCUGCGUCGACUCCUAUAUCAAGCUUAUUUUUGCAUCAACAUCAUGACAGUGAGUUGGAGCAAAGCAGAAUACUGAUGGAUGAUUUGGGGCUGAGCCAGGAUUCAGCAGAAGGACUUUCCAUGUUUACCGGAGAAGAGGAAAUCUUUGCAUUUCAGCGCACGAUUUCCCGACUCACGGAAAUGCAGACUGAACAGUAUUGGAACGAAGGAGACAGAACCAAGAAGUAACUGUCACUUUUGCAUAAAUAAAUUCUAGACAAAUGGCUAA
Symphalangus syndactylus (siamang) is the source of this 1700-nucleotide messenger RNA. RefSeq names its product AFG1 like ATPase (gene AFG1L). The record is from RefSeq and is a predicted model, not a curated record. Gene Ontology annotation, cellular component: cytoplasm; mitochondrion. Gene Ontology annotation, molecular function: ATP binding; ATP hydrolysis activity. NCBI's taxonomy places the organism in Eukaryota, Metazoa, Chordata, Mammalia, Primates, Hylobatidae.